Messenger RNA from Manihot esculenta (cassava), 1373 nucleotides. RefSeq names its product transcription factor MYB102. NCBI's taxonomy places the organism in Eukaryota, Viridiplantae, Streptophyta, Magnoliopsida, Malpighiales, Euphorbiaceae. The coding region runs from base 173 to 1231 and encodes 352 amino acids. The record is from RefSeq and is a predicted model, not a curated record. The transcript is spliced from 3 exons.
UUUUGACUUCUAUUUGUUUCUUAUCCUUCUUCUCGCUAUUUAAACAAGUACAUUACCAUACGGACAUUGCAAACUGCAAGCUUUCUAGUUGUCUCUAGCUCCCUCUCCUUGUUCGGAAAGAACAAAGGACAGUAGCUUUAACAAGCUCUCGAGUUUUUUAAGGAAAUUAAACAUGGGGAGAGCACCGUGUUGUGAUAAAAAUGGGCUGAAGAAAGGGCCUUGGACACCUGAGGAAGAUCAGAAGAUGAUUGACUUUAUCCAGAAACAUGGUUAUGGAAACUGGCGGACACUGCCUAAGAAGGCUGGUCUGCAAAGGUGUGGAAAGAGUUGCCGGCUUCGUUGGACUAACUAUCUCCGACCAGAUAUCAAGAGAGGUCGUUUUUCUUUUGAAGAGGAGGAGACAAUAAUUCAGCUACAUAGUAUAUUGGGAAACAAGUGGUCUGCCAUAGCUUCUCGCCUGCCGGGAAGAACAGAUAACGAAAUCAAGAACUAUUGGAACACUCACAUUAGAAAACGACUUCUUAGAAUGGGAAUCGAUCCUGUGACUCAUAGUCCUAGGCUUGAUCUUCUUGAUCUCUCUUCAAUCUUUGGUUCAUCUUUUUACAACUCUUCUCAAAUGAACAUUUCAAGGUUUCUCGGAAUCCAACCAAUGGUUAACCCAGAACUUCUCCGUUUAGCCACAUCAAUCAUAUCAUCUCAACGUGAAAAUCACAACUUUGUUCCGCAAAAUUGUCAAGAAAAUCAGCUGUGUAAUCUCCAAAUCCAGAACCAAUAUCACCCAGUAAUCCAAGCUGAUCAAUUUCAAAGCCAAGUUCAAGAAAUGCCGAGUUGCACCACACUAGCUAAUCCAUUUGUUCAUUUCUCCGGCGAAACUCAACUCAUGGACGAAAUGAACCACCAGGAAUGGCAAAGGGAUGAUGAGAUGGCUUCAAAUUUGACAGAUAAUUUUAUGACCCUACAGAGUUACGAAAACUAUUAUGGAGCGUCUGAUCAAACCGCUAUGAUGGACCCAUCAUGUGAGACCACUUCAACUUUUAUUUCCAAAAACAGCAAUCAAAAUCUCAGCUUGGCGUCAGUUUUAUCAACGCCUUCUUCAAGUCCAAAACCAUUGAACUCAAAUUCAACGUAUAUCAAUUGCAGUAGCAGCACAGAAGAUGAGAGGGAAAGCUAUUGCAGCAACAUGUUGAAAUUUGAAAUCCCAGAUAUUUUGGAUGUUAGUAACUUCAUGUAAUGUAAAAAAUGAAACUGAUCAAACAGUUUUUCUUUUCUUUUCUUUUCUUUUCUUUUCUCCAUCCAAAUUUUAUGGGAUAUGGAUUUGGUGUUGUUAAUGCGUGUAAAAUCUACUACUAAUUAACUUGUUUUAAUUUUCUUCA